AUGUGCAACGGCAACGGCAAACGUAAGCACAAAAAUAUCACAAUCAAGCAGGAGUCUAAUGUUGAAAGCCGUUGUGUCCGGGGUCAAGAAGAAAAAAGUGACCGAAGACUGCAUAUAGCUUCAUUGAGCACGUUGUCGACAAUCUUAAGCAAGAGAGAGACCAUUACCGGUGCUACUGCACGUGGCAUCAAAGGCAACCGAAUGAAGCUGCGAGUUCCCACCUUCAAAGCUAUCAAGAAGGCGGUAUUCAACUGGUUAUUUCAAAUCGGAGCAAGCAGCAUUCCUGUGAGCAGGGCACUUUUGCAGCAGAAGGCAAGGAACAUCACGUGGAUCAUGGGGUACAAUGAUUUUGUGGCUAGUGACGGCAGGCUGCAGCGCUUCAAGGAGUGCCACGACUUCGUCGGCAGGGCUGUCAACGGGGAAUCGCUAUGUGUCGACCACGAAGCUGCAGUGGCGUGGAUCGAGAAAAACACUGGGCAGCUGCUCGGAAAAUACAGCACCAAGGAUUUGUUCAACGCAGAUGAGACUGCCCUGUUCUAUAAGAUGUUGCAGCAAAAAACCUUGACCCUCAAAGUUUACCUUUGCCAAAGUGGCAAACGGAGCAAUGUCAGUGUGACCGGGCUACUAUGUGUGAAAAGGUGCCGGCCCUCGUGA
Rhipicephalus microplus (southern cattle tick) is the source of this 654-nucleotide messenger RNA. RefSeq names its product tigger transposable element-derived protein 6-like. Lineage: Eukaryota; Metazoa; Arthropoda; Arachnida; Ixodida; Ixodidae. The record is from RefSeq and is a predicted model, not a curated record.